AUGAAGACAGAAUCUUCAACAGUUACUGUGUCUGAUAUUACAAUUGUCAAAUUCAAUGAACUUUACUCAAAAUAUAAGGAAACUCUUUCAUGUCCAUGUUCAACAACCAGCAUAUCUUAUAAAAAUUUUGUUUCCAGUACAAUCAAAUUUCAUCCUGUUUGUUCAAGUCGUUUCGUUAGUCAAGAAUGGAUUCAUGCAUUAUAUUUAUCAAAUGCAAGCCGAUAUAGAGUGUCGGAUUUUCGAACAACAGCUAGUUCUCAGUUUGAAAUUUUGUCCAGUUUUUGUUCAUUGGCUCACGACAUAGUUAAUCUUACUGAAAAUGAUGUUGGUAGUAAUAAAUUUGUUACCAUUUAUCUUCUCCAUGGUAUACAAGUUGAACACGAAGUGAAUGUCAUCAUUGAAUCUUUUAAGAAAAGUGCAUCUGCUCGAAUGAUUAUGUUCUUGGACUAUUUUCGAUCAACUAUUCAAGGAAACUAUUUAAUUUCAGCUCUUAAUACGAAUUUAAUAGUUGAACUACGCUCCUAUCUUAUGGCGCAUCCAGUUCCAUUGUUAUAUUCAACGAAAUACACUCUUACACCUGAUAGCAAAUUGUCCUGUAGCAGAGAUAAUCCCACUAGUGCGGCCACUCUUAGCCCAGUACUAUCUGAAUCUGAGUCUAGUUAUCUCAAUAUUAACUUUAAAGAUCUGUCAAAUUCUACAAUUGUCAGUGGAUUUUUCGCAGGAUGUACUCCUCUUGAAGCUCUUCUUCGAAGUACACUCGAUUGUUUGUAUGAAAUCGAAUGCUUGGAAUUAUUGUUCGAUUAUUUUCCACGUUUGAACCAUUCGCACAUAAAUUGGACCGACUCUAUUCUAACUGCGAAUCAACAAAAUCUUUCUUUUAACGAUUAUUUGAAUGAAAUGUUGAUUGAAAAAUGGUUACCAGCAAUAAAUUAUUCAAUGUAUUUUGAUCAAUGUAAUCCUUCAUUAUGCACAUACACAAAAACACAUCGUGCUGAAUUCAUUUAUGCAAUCACUCUUUUCAUUAGUCUCUAUGGUGGUCUCAUUAUGAUACUUCGUUUAACUGCAUCAUUCAUAUUAUCAUUUAUUUUGUCUGAAAUUAAACAAAUAAAUUCGACAUCGAUCAGCUGUGUCUGUGCCACUAAUCCUGAUUGUCAAACUGCAGCCGUCAUUUACGGCGAUUAUCCUGAUGGUUUUACUUAUUUAGACACGAAUGUUAUUUAUAAAAUACCAGGUUUUAUCAGAGGCUGUCUUAACAGUGACUCUCUUCUACAAUCGACUCUGCAAUGUCUAUAUACAGAAUCAAAUUCAGAUUGUUUUGCAAGACUACUGAUUUACACAUCAGUGUUCCAUCCAAUAUUUGAACCAAAUAGAUCUGCGCUUGAUCUACAUCCACUUGUUUCUGAUCCAACACGGAGUCGUUUUCCUCCAAAUACUUUAAUAUCAAUUAUCUUUAAAGAAAUGAUGCUGGAACAGUGGAAUUCAAAUUCAUCGUAUGAACAGUUUUACAAAUCAUGUGCACCAAAGUAUUGUACUUAUCGUCAGAAAAUUCGCACAAAGACUAUUGUGGGAAUAUUUAUAACAUUGUUGUCCACGAUCGGUGGUCUUGCUGUUUCUCUACGUUUUAUCACUCCUUAUUUUGUCAAAUUGCUUUUCAAAUUAUGGACAAUGAUACGUAAAAGAAAACAAAAACAACAAGAACAACAAGAACACCAAGGUAGUCAUUGA
This is a messenger RNA of Adineta steineri, 1725 nucleotides long. The record is from the annotation of a GenBank genome assembly. Lineage: Eukaryota; Metazoa; Rotifera; Eurotatoria; Adinetida; Adinetidae.